AUGUUGCUUAAAAUAUUAAUCAGUAGCAUUUUCAGUUUGCUAUUCUUCCUUCAUUUUCUUCAUGGGUUCGACAUAAAAGUGUCUUCAAAAGAAGAGAACUUGCAAGUUCACUUAACGACGAAUCUGAUGAAACAAUGUUAUCCUACCGUGAAAUCAAGUUAUCUGAUCACAGACUCACAAGAAAAUUCACUAUACAUGAAUUUCUACACCGUGGUUGGAACAAUAACCCUUUUCGAGCAAUCAAAAAACUUCACCAGCAAUCUCAAGAAAAAAUCACCGAUUUCUUCAGUGAUCAUGUCAUUGAGAUCAUCUUCAAAACUCGAGGAAGCUCUUAUCGACGCAAAAUGGCGGGCCUUCAACCAGUUCUUCAUAAUACUGGAUGGGGGUGACACUAACAAUGGCUGCGACAAUGCGAAGUCUUUUUUGAUGGAGGCUUGGAGAAACGAUAUUCUCAAAGCUGUUUUCCUGUGCUGGAACUAUCAAAAACAAAUUCCUCAACUCUACAGUUUUAACCCGUUCAACCGUUAUGCACCAAUGUCCUGGGAAAAAGUUGCAGUAGUACCGGCAAUUAAUGGCCAUCCGUGGACCUUGUUUGUUCAGAACUACGAUACAGGCAUUGCAACAUGCGAAAGUCUCUUUUUUGACAGGACUAGUGAUCUUGGAAGAUACAUAAUCAAAUUUGGUUUGUUCAACCUUCCUCCUUUUCUGUCUUACAAAAAUAUAAGUGGAGUAGCGACUAUCAAUGGGUAUAAUUACGAAAUCAUAAAACUUCUCGUUAAAGAAUUAAACGCAACGUUAGUUAUUGAUGAAGUAGCAGCUGUCUUGGGACGUUUCGACAAUGCAACUACCAGAGGAUUGCUAUGGCGAGUGGCCAAAGGAAAAGUUGACUUGACAAUGAAUUCACUCAUCCUAAGAGCUGUUUCUAAAAGCGCGGAGAUAACGUACCCAUUUCAUGGCGCUGGGCUUUCUGCAAUAUCGCAAAACCGACUGUCACCUGGGCAUGAUAGUCAGUUAUUUUCGUUUCUCCCACCAUCUAUAUUUGCAUUACUAUUUAUCACUUGUAUUUUGGUGUUCUUCUUGUUGCUGUACCUCUUCAAAGACCCCUAUUCGAGGAACGUCGUAGCUAUUGUCCUUCUUUUAUUGAAUUUGCCGACCCCUUCAACACCAAUUACCACCAACGGAAGGAUCAUUUUUGGCGCAACGUUGCUUGGCUUCACAAUUACCAACGUUAUAAUACAAGCAAAAAUGGACACCGUGAUGUCGAUCCUAAAUACUGAGCAAAAUAUCGAAAACAUUGAAGACAUCAAUAAUUUGAACUAUACUGUGCUUACUCGCCGCGGGAUUUUAUCUCAAACAUUAGAAGCUAAUGGCGUUACUAACAUCAAGCUGGUUCCGCACUACAUAAGCUGUUCUCAGCUAGAAAGACAUGAAGCAUUUGUUGGGGUAGAGUAUAUUCUUCGGACACAUCUCACUGAUACUUGUCAUAUGUCAAAGCAUCCAAUCGUACCAGGAUUAUUUGUUUCUUACUAUACGCGCAGCAAUUGGCCGAUUUAUCCUAAAAUAAACAAGAAGUUAUUGAUGUUGUUUGAAGGAGACUUGACGCGUUAUAUAUCUGACAAGGUUUUGAGGGAGUAUUACGUACCUAACUUUCAAGAAGUAGAACGUUAUCAAGUGAUAACGUUGCAGCACAUGGAAUAUGCGUUUUAUUUUUUUGUUGGUAGCAGUUUGAUGUCAUUGAUUGUUUUUUUCGUAGAGUUGGUUAUAACUAUAGCUUAA
Molecule: messenger RNA, 1776 nt
Organism: Cotesia congregata
Lineage: Eukaryota; Metazoa; Arthropoda; Insecta; Hymenoptera; Braconidae
Source: the annotation of a GenBank genome assembly